GUGAACACGAUGAUCCGUCUUGAGCCAACACAGGAUGGUUGUGUACAUAAAGUGACGUGGAACAGGCGAGUGAUAAUGUGAAUUUAGUGCACCAUAGUUGAAAUUAACACCAUUAGCUAGCUAGUUUAUUCAGAAAACCAACGCAGUACACGUUAAAAAUUGUUUUAUAUUUUUUUAUUUUUUUACUUUGUGCUGCUGUUAGGUGAGUUGAUAUUGAGAUAUAAAGCGAGAAAACAGUGCUAGCUCGACAGCUGUCAGGCUAGCGAGGUGGUCGUGUCAGCACUGCUAACAUAGCUGACUGGCUCGCAUUGCGGAUACAACACAACAGAACCUCCUGCGACAAACAGGUCUUGCAUGUGGUGGUCAUCUUUCCAGAGUUACCAUGGCGAGUCCAGAUGAUCUGAAGUUCCAAGAGUUUGAGGAGGCCACUGACCUGCUGUUAGCAGACCCUGGGGCCUCCACCCUCAGUAUGUCUGGCUCCAGCAGUACGGCCCCGGCCGGUGUCACUGGGGACAUCAAACUGGACAUGUCCGAUGAUGAGGGACAGGAGGAGAGUUCAGAGCUCUUAAGAGGGGAGAAACAAACUAGUGGUUUCUGGACCUUUGAGUACUACCAGUCAUUCUUCAAUGUGGAUACAAUGCAGGUGCUGGACAGGGUCAAGGGAUCGGUGAUGCCUUUACCAGGGCAGAACUUCAUCAAACAUACCCUCCAGUCGAGUCCGGAUUUAUAUGGUCCCUUCUGGAUCUGCGUGACGCUGGUGUUCUCUCUGGCCAUCAGUGGAAACCUGUCCACCUUCCUGAACUCUCUGGGGAGCCCCCAUUACCACUACAGACCCCAGUUCCACAGAGUGACGAUAGCUGCAGUAGUGAUCUUCCUGUAUGCCUGGCUGGUGCCCCUGGGUGUAUGGGUUUUCCUGACCUGGAGGCAGAGGGAGGAGAGGCAGCAGAGUGGUUACUCCUUCCUGGAGACAGUGUGUGUCUACGGCUACUCCCUCUUCAUCUACAUCCCCACCUCAGUGUUGUGGAUCUUACCAUUCGAAUGGCUCCGAUGGCUCCUCAUCCUGGUCGCCAUGGUGAUCUCUGGGUCGGUCCUGGUGCUCACCUUCUGGCCUGUCGUCCGCGAUGACACCAAGGUGACUGCGUUUGCCACCGUGGCAACAAUCGUCGUUCUCCAUGCGCUGCUAUCAAUUGGCUGCAAGAUGUAUUUCUUCCAGACAGCGACUCGCACACCAGUUCUUACACUCGCACCCAACCACACAGCAGCAAUAUUGACCAACAAGACCCACUGACCAAGAGGAACAUGAGGGAGAUGUGUCAAUGUUUGAGACCACUGGGGAAUUUGAAAGGACUAGAUAAAAGGUUUAGGUUUUUGUUACCUACUCUGUGAGCAUUGGAAGAGUAGCUAGCUGGCUGACCGCAAAACAGAUGAGUCAAUGGCGAAAUCGCUAACUACAUUGUCGUGUGAGUAGGACGAUAAGAGUUGAGAGGGAAACGUUGGAUGAAAUCAGUUUAUGGCACCUGUGUGGAUGUUUUUUUUUUUUCAGUUCAGUGGGUCACACAUUAUUCAGUCCUUUCAGAUCAGAGAAGGGGAUGUAGCUCCUGCAUACUCAAAAAAAAAAAAUACUCCAAUGCUCCAAUACUCUAACCAAUAAUAAGGAUCCACAGAGGACUGACAAGUGGUCAAAGGUACCCAUUACGUUGUGUUGGAGGUUCUGGAUGUGUGAGCCCUACUCUAGUACAUUAUUGACUUAACUGGAUCAGCAGCCCAUUAAAAGUACUGUGUAAUUGACUACAAAUGUUAUUACAAAGGGACAAGGAUAGAGGUCUAUGAGUAAACAAAUGAUGGGGGAAAUGUUUUGCUUCUGCUGCAGAAAUGGUUACGCACUUGUAUAUUGUAAUACAUCAAUAUUUUUCAUGUCAUGGAGAAGUUGGGUGCACCUCAGUAGUCGGGAGACUUCCUCUUCUCAUUUUAUCUGCACUAAAAAACAGGAAAGGAGGAAGCAUAUGAGAUCUGCUCUAACCAGCUCAGUUCUGUCAGUGCAGAUGGAGACAAGGAAUUAUUUUUAGACUUGAAAUCCUCAGCUGCAGUCUGAUCUUGAUGAACCUAUUGAAGGGAAAUGCUGUAUGAAUGUUAACUAAUGUACUAAUACAGGGGUGGCCAACCUUAUCCAUAAAGGUGCAUGCUUUUGUUCCAGCCAAGCAAAAACACAUGAUUCUACAAUCAGACGAGUUGGAUCAACAGGUAUGUUACAGCUUGGCUGGAACCAAGGCCCACUACACCCAUCUGUGGGUGAGGUUGUACACCUCAGAUGGAAAAGGGAUGUUCUAGAACUCAAACCACUCCUAUGACCUGGAACGUGUAGUACUGUGCUGACUAAUGUAUCCACACAACUUUUUCUUUUUGUAGAUACACUGACAAACCCUUUCCUUAAUUUACAAGUCUAUUUAAUUAUUUAUUCUUUGUUCACACUUCUGGGUUUGUGUGAUUAAACUGUCAUUCCAGUCAAUUGCUUUGUCUUCUUGGUGUUGAGGGCAGGGGUCUAACGCUGGUCCUGGAGUGCUGUCUUGGCAGGCUUUUGUUCCAGCCCAGCACUACCACAUCUGAUUUAAAUUAAUAUUAGUUUAAUUGGCUGGGACAAAGGCUGAGAAAUAUCCACCAUCUACAUUUCAUAUAAGUAUAGGUAUGCAGCAUUUGUUCCAGCCCUCAGCUUACUGUACUUUGAAAACAUGGAUUCUUGUUUGUCCUGAAGCCUCAGGGGCUAGGCUCAGCAAUGAUCCCUGAGAUUUGAGGUAGUUGCUUGUGUGUGCUUGGAGGACACACAUUUACAGCUAUAGUCCUUGGGCACAUCAAUGUCUGCUGACCAUGUAGGCUCAAGAUGAUGUUAUAAAAUCAGAUUUCAUUCCUAACUGCUGGUUUUGGUUUGGAAAAUCUGAUCCUAGAUCUGUGGCUAAUUGUCAGGGGCAAUUUAUUACCUCGAGCAAUACAAACAGGAGUCUUCCUUAUGCACUUUCCAUCAAUAGAGGUCCCAGAGAAAAGUAGUGUUUGAAUGCUAAGCUAGCAACUAUCACAACAUUGGUGUUACAUUUUACUGUAAUAUCAAUUAUAAGACCUGAUCCAAAGAUUUUUUUGGGGACUUCUCCACCAACAUUUAAUUUACUCCUUUUAUACUUGUUUUUUGUUUGUUGCUUUUCUGUGAAAGAAAUAAAACAAAUAAAGACAACUGAAAAGUUAACCCUACAAA
Molecule: messenger RNA, 3241 nt
Organism: Oncorhynchus keta (chum salmon)
Lineage: Eukaryota; Metazoa; Chordata; Actinopteri; Salmoniformes; Salmonidae
Product: protein YIPF1-like
Exons: 9
Coding region: 383-1288 (301 amino acids)
Biological process (GO): vesicle-mediated transport
Cellular component (GO): Golgi apparatus; membrane
Molecular function (GO): small GTPase binding
Source: RefSeq, a predicted model, not a curated record